GGCCCUUAGCAACCGGCCUGGCGACGGGCUCCGUUGAGCUGCUCCUCUUGCCCGUCUGCAGCUGCUGCGGCUAGCCCGGCCCCGGAAAGGACCGAAGGGGACCCAGGGUGUCCCCACGGCGGCUGCAAGAGGACCUAAGCAUGGAUGGCAGCCGAAGAGUCAGAGCAACUUCUGUUCUUCCCAAAUAUGGUCCACAUUGCCUAUUUAAAGGACACUUGAGCACCAAAAGUAAUGCUUUUUGCACUGACUCCUCCUCUCUCAGACUAAGUACUCUCCAUCUGGUCAAGAAUCACAUGGCUGUUCACUAUAAUAAAAUCCUUUCAGCCAAAGCUGCAGUGGACUGCUCAGUUCCAUUGAGCAUGAGUACCAGCAUCAAAUAUGCAGACCAACAACGAAGAGAGAAACUCAAAAAGGAAUUAGCACAAUGUGAAAAGGAGUUGAAAUUAAAUAAAACUGCAGGGCCAUCCAAUUCUAAAAAUAAUCCCAAGUCAUUACUUAACACUCUACAAAAGCCUUCAGGAGAACCACCACAUGAAGAUGAUAUGUUAAUUGAAGAAGCGAAUGGAUUUCUGUCCUUUACAAGGUCACCAGUAACUUCUUCAGAGAGACUACACCUAAGUCUGCCUAAUUCCAAGAAAGUCCUCCCAAAUGGCACUGAGAAAAACUCCAGUUCCUCCCUGUCCAACGUGGAUCACACUGCCUCCAGGCCCAGAAAACUGCGCUCUAGAGCCUCCUUUGGCAGGCGACCCAGUAGCCCGUUGCCAAAUUCCCACCAGUUUCAGUUAGUUAUUUCCAAAGCGCCCAGUGGGGACCUUUUGGAUAAACAUUCUGAACUCUUUUCUAACAGACAUUUGCCAUUCACUCCACGCACUUUAAAAACAGAAGCAAAGUCUUUCCUGUCACAAUAUCGAUACUAUACACCUGCCAAGAAAAAAAAGGAUAUUUCAGAUCAGCGGAUAGAAGCCGAAACCCAGACAGAGUUAAGCAGCUUUAAAUCUGAUUUUGAGGCAGUUGAGACUAAGAACUUCACAGAUUCAGACGUGAACAUAAAGCAGGCAUCUAAUUGUGUGACACACAGUACUGAAGGAAAAAUCACCGCUUUACCUGUGCAAGGGCCUGGUUUACCAUGGGACGAGAUUAAAGAUGGUGCUGUCCGGUGCUCCUCAUCAAGAGAAGAACUGCUGUAUCUGAAUUUCAUUGAAGAUGUAACAGAUGAAAUUUUGAAACUUGGUUUAUUUUCAAACAGGUUUUUAGAACGAUUGUUUGAGCGACAUAUAAAACAAAAUAAACAUCAUUUGGAGGAGGGAAAAAUGCGCCACCUGCUGCAUAUCCUGAAGGUGAAUUUAGGCUGCACAUCCACAGAAAACUCGGGGAAACUGGAUGGUGUUGAUAUGUUGAAUUUACAUGAUUUUGAAAAGAUUGAGAAUUCGGAAGAAUAUAAAAAUGAAAAAGAUACAACAGUUCAACAGGAACGGCAAGAAUACCAAAAAGCUUUGGAUAUGUUAUUGUCUAUACCAAAGGAUGGAGACGAGAUAUUGUCUUCGCCAGAUGAAUUCUCCCUGCCCAUCUAUAAGCCAAAGUAUCCAGAAGGGGUUGUGGGUCAGCAGGUGAAUGAUGGAACAGAUCUUGGACCUUCAGUUUGGGAUGAAAAAAAUCCAGGUAUUUCAGACAGCCCAACAGGCCAGGAAACCUCUGUGACUGUCAUUGAAGGUGACAGUGACACAGAAAAGGCCAAGACUUUAGAUGAAUUGUUCUGUGAUGGCCCAGCACUCUCCCAGUCUGUUCAGCUCUGUGGUGUCAAAGGUGACAAUAGUCAUGACAUGGAAGAACCAACUCUUAAAGUCAUGGAAAUGAGCAUUGAGGACUGCUCUGUGGAUGUCUGAUCUUAAUUAAUAAAUGUCCUAAAUGGCCAGUAGUUGAAUAUUCUUUAAAUAUAUAUAUAUAAAGAUGUCUAUAUUCAUUUCCUUGCUGAAUAAUAAA
Molecule: messenger RNA, 1980 nt
Organism: Manis javanica (Malayan pangolin)
Lineage: Eukaryota; Metazoa; Chordata; Mammalia; Pholidota; Manidae
Gene: SPATA7
Product: spermatogenesis associated 7
Biological process (GO): photoreceptor cell maintenance; microtubule cytoskeleton organization
Cellular component (GO): axoneme; ciliary basal body; photoreceptor distal connecting cilium
Source: RefSeq, a predicted model, not a curated record